Priapulus caudatus is the source of this 1140-nucleotide messenger RNA. RefSeq lists its product as uncharacterized. The transcript is spliced from 7 exons. Gene Ontology annotation, molecular function: DNA binding. The record is from RefSeq and is a predicted model, not a curated record. Lineage: Eukaryota; Metazoa; Priapulida; Priapulimorpha; Priapulimorphida; Priapulidae. The coding region runs from base 123 to 1046 and encodes 307 amino acids.
AGUAUCGUCGUCAGGAGUCAGUGUUCGGUGUUUAGUUGUGUUGACAAAAAUAGUGUCGAGGUGGGGACAAAAAGGGACCAAAAACUUCAACUAUCUUGCUGUAACUAGGUUAACUGAACGAGAUGUCAAGCAAAACCACUGAUCCUUCUCCCGAGUCUAACAAGAGGAAGCAACCCUGUGAAAUCAUCGCUUGGGUGAAAAAGCGAAAGAUGUUGCAUGGCGAUGAAUCUAGUUCAGUGCUGGAUUUAAUGACUCCAUGGAUAUCACCAACGGUGUCAUCAAAUACGAGCAGUGACCUAAAAAAAGCCGGUUCAAACCAGAGGGAUCACAGCUCCUUGCUAGAGGAUAAAAAUUAUGAUGCUACUGCAAAUGUAGUAUGUCAGAAAUGUGUCAAGUAUGAACGCUUAUCAAAGAUGUACAGACAGCAGGUAGAAAGAAAUAAGGCACUGGAAAAAGAGUUGAAACAUUAUAAGGAUGUUUCUGAUGCUGGGAUUUUGGUGCAGUCACUAAAGAGCAUUCACGAUGACUUUGUCAAGUUCUCUUCCGCUUACAGUUUUGAGGAAAGUCAACUGCCGCAAGUUCAGGAGCCGACUACAGUUUAUAAAUAUGAGACCAUGCCUUCAGCAGAGCAAUAUGAAGAAAUUACCAAAGUUGACAUUGGACGGGGUAUUCUGCUCGACGAAACCAGUCUGUUGGCAUUAGCGAAUGUAAAGUCUGCGACUUCAUAUGCUCGAUGCCUACUACAACUUGUGUUUGAACCACAUGAGUUAAUAGGGAAGAGUCUUACUGGAAAGAAAUCAAAUGCUUUCAAGGAUUCCAAACCGAAGGCCGGGCUAGAUCCUUGUAAAGUUGAUGCUGUGGUUGAACACGUUUGCCAGAAAUAUGGCCCAUCGAUUCAUGCUUCAGCCAUCAGAGCAUCGCUUGCAAACAAACUUAAAGAACUGAAUAAAGUAGCAAAUAGUCGGAAAAUGGCGCGGGCAUCAGGCUUCAGACAAUUCGGGCAGCAGGUGGUGAUGUUUCAGCAAGAUUCUAUGAAUGGCUUAUAAGUUAAAACUAUCAGUGUCACCAAAAAAGGGAGAGAGAGAGAUAGAGAGUGUGAGAGAGGGAGAGAGAGAGAGAGAGAGAGAGAGAGAGAGAGAG